This is a messenger RNA of Ctenopharyngodon idella (grass carp), 2109 nucleotides long. RefSeq names its product sialic acid-binding Ig-like lectin 14. NCBI's taxonomy places the organism in Eukaryota, Metazoa, Chordata, Actinopteri, Cypriniformes, Xenocyprididae. The transcript has 9 exons. The record is from RefSeq and is a predicted model, not a curated record. Bases 127 to 1758 code for a protein of 543 amino acids.
AAGUUUAAUAAGGAAGUGCUCCAAUAGAGGAAGGAUGCAUCUUGUACACUUGUGUGUUGCUUCUGCAGUUAAAGCUCGGUUUGUGAACACUGUGAACGGUUUGACUUGAGGCGAUCUGUGGAGUUCAUGUUUAAAAUGCAGAUCAUUUCGAGUUGUACAAUCCUCUCUAUGUUAGUAUUAAAUAUCUUAUGUACAGGUCAUGGAAAUGAGGACUGGAGCAUCACCUUCAAUCCACCAAAUGUUACUGCAGUUCCAGGAUUAUGUGCUCUGAUUUCAUGUACCUUCACCUAUCCAGACAAAGCAAAACCUAUUAAAAACAUUCAGUGGGACGUGUGUAAAACAGGUGAAUGUAAGAAAAUUUUCAAGGGGAAAGUGAGUACACAAAAUGAAAACAAAUUAGAAGAGGAGGAAACUGAAACAGAACGGAUUAAAAUGCUUGAACCUGAUCUGUCCAAAAACAACUGCAGCAUCAUCAUGAAAGACAUAAAAGCAGAAGAUGAAAAUGAAUAUGCAUUCAGAGUGAAGAGGCAGAAAAACACAUUUAAUUCCACAGUUAAAAUUAUCAUUCAAGACAAGCCUAUAAUGGAUGUUCCUCCUCUCAGUGACGGGGUGGAGGCCAAUCUGACAUGUUCAGCUCCUUUUCCUUGCCCUGAAACUCCUCCUGAAAUAAAAUGGUGGAUCAAAACGAGAGAAGGAAAUAUCACCAAUCUCAAGGAUGACAACAUUACUCUGAUCACCUCCACAAGCCUUUACCUCUCAACUUUGACUUUAAUGCCAACCUCCAAACUGCACAAUGCCACUGUAGAAUGUGACGUGAGCUAUGGAGACAAAAACAUCAGUGCCAGUAGUACCCUAGAAGUCAUGUAUGUACAGACUCUUCAAAUUCUGGGUAAUGACACAGUGAGGGAAGAUGACACUCUCAGCCUGAUCUGCACUGUUGAAAGUCACCCACCAUCCUCUGAUCCUGAAUGGAGUUUCAAUGGAAUCGCAGAUACAAUCAGGAACCACACAUCUGCAGAAAAUCUCAUGAUUACCAAUGUGAGAAAGGAGCAUGCUGGGAUAUACGUCUGUGAGAUGACAUAUAGGAACGAGACUUUGAAAGCAUCCAUCACUAUCAAUGUCAUUCGUGAUACAAAUGAAUCGAAAAUAAAUGAGUCCUCCACUCCCGGACGUGAAAACAUGCCUGGGAAAGAUGAUACCACCAAAAACUCUACAGUUCUAGACGUUUUCAUGAAGAAUUUUGGCAUAUCAACGAUACUCACAUUUGUGGCAGGAAUGACAUUUUCAGCAUUCAUCUUUUCAAUGAUUUUGUGUUGUUGGGUCUCUUGCCAUAGAGGCAAAAGACACAAAGUGCUGACAGAAAAUCCAGACACUGACAUUAAUUUGGAGACAGUGCAGACAGAUGUAGCUCAGAAUGGAACCAAUGAGCAAACACCUCUUCAUGGAGAGCUUAAUGAAGGGACCCUAAACACAGGAGCACCAACAGAUGGUGCAGAGGAGGAUGAAGCAGUCGAGAUGCAAGCAAGAGAGGUGGACUACGCCAGCAUUGACUACUCCCUUCUAAAGAACAGACCGCCUGAAGAGGUAGAGAGGGAACCUACAGACACAGACUACGCUGAGAUCAAGAGGCAAAGGAGAGGAGAUGGGACGCAAAGGGAAGCCCUUCAGGAUGGAGAUGACCAGAUUGAAACACCCGACCAGAAACAGGUGGAAGGAGAGGAGGAACUUUAUUCUAAUUCUCAGGUGUUUAAAAGUUAAGGAGCUAAGGAGUCUUAACUACACACAGCAAUAUUUCAUUUCAAGUUCAGAUGUUUAAGAAAUAAAUAAUAUAUUACUUUUGAGCUUUUAUCCCUUAUGUGUCUAUCAAAAUUUGUUAGUGAUUGCAACACAAUACAGAAUGUUUCAUUAGAUUAGUCUCCAACAUCUGUUUUUUUUGCAAAAAAAGUAUUACUUAAUGUAUUUCAUUUCUCUGUUACUUCUUUCAAGUUAUUUUAUUAUUAUUAUUUUUUUUUUUGCAUCAGGUUUAAAUAUGUAUUUGAGGAGGUUUCUGAGCUUCCUGAAACUGUAACAAAUAUGUUUGAGUAAAUAAAAAAAUAAAAUAAAAACGUU